AUGGGUGACCGUGGAAAUAGUAAGGAGGAGUCGUCUGGGGAUGUCUCGCUCAGUAUCGACGAGACUAAUGCAUUGCGCAUCAAACUCGGUAUGAAACCACUGGAUAUGAAACCUAGUAGAGAGAAACAGGAAGUAGAACGAUGGAAGGAACGUGCAGAUAUGGUGGAACAGAAUGCUGAGAGUGCUAAGCUGAUGAGCAAGAUAUUUGAGCAGAAGGAUAG
Messenger RNA from Sphaeroforma arctica JP610, 221 nucleotides. NCBI's taxonomy places the organism in Eukaryota, Ichthyosporea, Ichthyophonida. The record is from the annotation of a RefSeq genome assembly.